Messenger RNA from Ictalurus furcatus (blue catfish), 1396 nucleotides. Its product is annotated as endonuclease domain-containing 1 protein-like. Bases 471 to 1316 code for a protein of 281 amino acids. The record is from RefSeq and is a predicted model, not a curated record. The transcript has 3 exons. Gene Ontology annotation, molecular function: metal ion binding; hydrolase activity; nucleic acid binding. NCBI's taxonomy places the organism in Eukaryota, Metazoa, Chordata, Actinopteri, Siluriformes, Ictaluridae.
GAAGUCAGGCUUGUGUAGCUGUUUCCACAGAUAAAGACUGCUGGGAAAGCAGCACAUGUCAAACUAUUUGCGUAACCUUUGUGGAUCUGACAUGUAUAUCAGGAUGUGUAUUCGAUCACGCUUUUGCUCGAAUCCAAGACCGUUCGUAAUAUAUCCACCAGGUUGAUCAUUUUCAGUUGUUACUGGAACACUUAUUUCCUUUAGAUUUCAAACGGACAAUGUAAUUAUGAUUUUUUUCUUCAGUUGUAAACUAUCUACAAUAUUUCUGCAGUGUACUGUACCCAUGUUUUAUUUAUUUACCCACACCCACAUCCAAAUGUUUGCUCCUUUCCCAUGCCAAAACAUUGAUAAUGUUAAAAAUAAUGCUUAAAGAUAAGAAAGUUGAUAUAAGAAGUGUAGAAAGUGUGUAGUUGCUGCCAAACUACAAAGAACAGAGCUGACUAGACUUUGAACUUUGGAAUCGCUCAUUCAUGUUGUCCGGUGGUUUUUUGUGUGUCCUUGUCGUGGGUUCCGUCCUGGGACUAACUCACAGUGAUGUCGUGUCUGACUUCAAUGCCGAGCCUGACUGCAUAAAGUACUUCUACAAAGGGAUAGUGCCCAAAUGGGGAUCCGACACGCCUGGUGCUGCCCGACUCUGCCAGCGUUUCCAGAACCGGUUUCAUUUUGCCACGCUGUAUGACACACACCACCGCAUUGCUGUCUACUCGGCGUACAUUUUUGAGCCCAGCAACGGGGGAGGCAGAGAGAAGCGCUGGUUUGUAGAGCCCCAGUUGGUUAAUCAGAACUGGGCAGGGGAAAUGAGAGAUGGCUAUUGGCUCGGACAGGACUAUCCAGGUAUCUACCAGGGUGACAGACAGGCUCUGAAUGAGGAUUACACUAAAUCAGGGUUUGACCGUGGCCACCUCAAUCCCAAUGGACACCAUGCAGUGCCAAGUCGUAAUGCCACAUUCACCCUCACGAACGUGGUGCCUCAGAACCCAAAACUGAACCAGAAUGCUUGGGCUAAUCAUGAGUCCAACCUGGCUAAGAUGUUCAGCGCUCAGUGCGACAAGGCCUACGUGCUGGUUGGUGCCAUUCCGUCUGUCGACAACUGGAUCAUCAAGAAUAAUGUCCAACGUGUCAAUAUCCCAGAGUACAUGUGGAACGCAUACUGCUGCAUCGAUCGCAACGGCACUCCCAUUCGCAGUGGAGCUGCAAUUGCCCUCAACACUGAGCAGAAUCUAGUUGUGCAGUACACACUGAGUCAAAUGGUUGGCUUUCUUCAGCAAUACUCUAACACACCAGUAGGAGAGCUGUUCCAAAAUCAAUGCCAGUAACAGCUUAUAACGUUGCUUCCCAAACUGGUUAUUCUAUUUUAAGGUUUGAGCAGUGGAAAGUCAUUAAAAUUGUAUAUCUA